This is a messenger RNA of Salvia splendens (bonfire salvia), 2245 nucleotides long. Its product is annotated as ankyrin repeat protein nuc-2. Lineage: Eukaryota; Viridiplantae; Streptophyta; Magnoliopsida; Lamiales; Lamiaceae. Bases 78 to 2099 code for a protein of 673 amino acids. Gene Ontology annotation, molecular function: protein binding. The transcript has 16 exons. The record is from RefSeq and is a predicted model, not a curated record.
AGCACAGCUGAUCGAUCGAUUUGGUGUUUCCUUUCGUAUCCUACAACUUUUUCCUAAUUCUCAUACCUACAUUUCGAAUGGGAGAUCCGCAAAAUCCAUGCGAUUACCAGGCAACAGCCGAGCCACCUCUGUCAUCCGCAUCGUCGUCGUCUCCGUCUUACGUCUCCGAGGGCGAGGACGCGCCGCCGCUGUGGUGCACGCUGACGAAGCAGCUGUCUAUGCGUGAGGCGCCGCGCAACAUCGCGUGGGAGCGCCGCCGCCGCCAGGUCCAGCAGCAGGAGCGGUGGAGGAGCGAGGAGGAUCUGACGGACGAGGAUCUGAACGAGCUCAAGGGAUGUAUCGAGCUAGGGUUCGGCUUCAACGCCGAGGAAGGGCAGCGAUUGUGCACCACCAUCCCCGCGCUCGAUCUCUACUUCGCCGUCAACCGCCAGUACCUCACGAGCCCCCUCGCCAGCCCCACCCCCGCGCCACCGGCGACAUUGAGUCCCCAAUCGUGCUCUCUCGAGAAGGAUUCCGAUUCAUGGAAAAUUUUGAACAAAGGCGAUGAUCCUCAGCAAGUGAAGACGAAGCUGCGGCAUUGGGCGCAGGCGGUAGCAUGUUCAGUGAUGCAGUCCCCCAUUAGAGGCUCCUCGCCGCCGAUCGCCACUAAUGGUACUUCAUCUUUCUUCUCCAAUUCUCUUUCCAAAACCAGAGAUCAACUCAUGGCGCCCGAUGCUUCUCAUGCUCUAGCAGUGAGGGAAAAAGUUCAACACUUCCUCAAUGCCGCGCAGACUGGAAAUUUAGACCUCCUCAAAAAAUUGGCGAAGCAGCUCGAUGGUGGGAAGGGGUUAGCGCAAACGGUAGCAGAUGUUAAGGAUGCCAAUCAGAGAGGGGCACUGCAUUUUGCUGCCAGGGAAGGUCAGGCUGAGGUUUGCAAAUAUCUGCUGGAAGAGUUGAAGAUGGAUGUCAAUACGCAGGAUGAGGAUGGUGAUACUCCUCUAACGCAUGCUGCGCGGCAAGGGCAUACUGCCCUCGCCAAGUACCUCGUAGAUCAUGGUGCUGAUCCUUCCAUACCAAGUGCUUUAGGGACCACUGCUCUGCAUCAUUCUGCUGGAACAGGAGAUACUGAGCUUCUAAAGUUUUUACUCUCCAAGAAUGUGAGUGUUGAUUCUCAAAGUGAUGCUGGUACUCCGCUAAUAUGGGCUGCCGGUCAUGGCCAGCAAGACUCUGUCAAAUUACUACUAGAACAUAAGGCCAACCCAGAUGCUAUGACUGAAGAUGAUAUUACUCCUUUAUUAUCAGCUGUUGCAGCUGGUUCGUUGGCAUGUUUGGAGUUAUUAAUUAAGGCAGGUGCAACUGUGAACUUUACUGCAGGUGGUGCGACACCUUUGCACAUUGCUGCUGAUAUUGGCAGCCCAGAGAUCAUAAACUGCUUAUUACAAGCUGGAGCUGAUCCUAAUGCCAUUGAUGAGGAUGGUUUGAAACCAGUUCAGGUAGCAGCUUCAAGAGGAAAUAAGGUAGCUGUUGAAAUUCUUCUCCCAGUAACAGCCCCAAUUGAAUCAAUUCCAGAAUGGAGUAUUGAUGGAAUUCUUAAACACAUGCAACAAGAAACAGGGAAAGAGGAGGGUCAGAAUAAAAAAACUGCACGAUCUAAUGGACUUAAGGAUACUGCAACUUCCAAGAUAAGUUUGCCUGAGGUGUCAGCUGAAGCAAAGAAAAAAGCUGCUGAAGCUAAGGCAAGGGCUGAUGAUGCUUUCAGGAGGAAAGAUUAUAUGGCAGCAGUUGAUGCUUACACACAGGCAAUUGAUUUCGACCCAACUGAUGCUACUUUGCUUUCCAAUAGAAGUCUCUGUUGGCUUCGUCUUGGACAAGCGGAGCAUGCUUUAGCAGAUGCAAGAGCAUGUAAGGCUCUUAGGCCUGAUUGGCCAAAGGCUUGCUACCGUGAGGGUGCCGCUCUUCGUCUACUGCAGAAAUUUGAGGAUGCAGCCAAUGCAUUCUAUGAUGGUGUCACACUCAACCCUGAGAAUAUGGAGCUUGUAACUGCUUUCAGGGAAGCUGUGGAUGCUGGAAGAAAAUUUCAUGCAACACAGCAGCAGCAGCAGCAGCAGCAAGAAUCUUGAUGAAGAAUAUCUAUUGGUCUAUUCUGUACUACUACUUGUUAGCAUUUUCACUCUCAAUUUUGUUCUUGUGGUGAAUACUGGAUUAAUAUUUUGUUCUUAUCGAAUUCUGAUCCUGAAUAUUUAUAUGAAGUGCCAUCCUUGAUUCA